AUGAGCAAGCCAAAGACAGCAGUUCCAAGUCUCUCUCCAAGUAAGGAGAUUAUGGAAUUGAAAUCACUAAAGCGCCAGCGAACUGUUGCGAAAAAUAGUAUAGUGCGCAUAAAAACGGGUCUCCUCGAUAAAACAAUGUCGUUAGAUCCAAUUGAAUUGGAGUGUCGACUGGACAUUUUGAACUCUCAUAGCGAUAAGCUUAUGAAGUGUCAGUCGAAAAUUGAAGAAAUCGACGAGGAAGACAUAGCCCGUGGGGAGUUAGAGGACCUAAUAGUGGAAACUAAGUCCGUUAUAAAAUCUAUUCUGGCGAGAAAUAAAUCGUCAAUAGCCGAAACAUCCUUUGUUGCACCUCACAGCUCGCGACUACCGAAAAUGUCGCUACCGAAAUUUAAAGGGGAAUAUUCAGAAUUUAAAAAUUUUAUGAGUCUGUUCGAGAGUUUGGUGCACAACGAUCCUACAAUCCCAGACAUUGAAAAAUUUAAUCACUUGGUUAACUGUCUGUCUGGUGAAGCUUUGGGAACGGUAAAGGCCUUCCAAAUGUCGGACGAAAAUUAA
Anastrepha ludens (Mexican fruit fly) is the source of this 555-nucleotide messenger RNA. RefSeq lists its product as uncharacterized. The record is from RefSeq and is a predicted model, not a curated record. The transcript has a single exon. The coding region runs from base 1 to 555 and encodes 184 amino acids. Lineage: Eukaryota; Metazoa; Arthropoda; Insecta; Diptera; Tephritidae.